ACCAAACUUAUUCCAGUUUCAGACAGAAGUAGUCAAGUAUCAGUGUCUUGCCUUUAUAGGGUCUGAAACUGUCCGAAAUUUUUUUGCCUCAGCGUAUGAUGAACGUGAGCCGACCGGCGGUUCACCCGGUGGAUUCGGUUCCGGUAGCUCCGCCCGCUAACGAUAGACCGCCAGCGAGGAUGAGAGAUGUUCAGGGCAUGCCCGGAACAACCGGCGGCCUCAUCCUCCGCCUCUCUCAAUUCGUCCCCGCUCUCAUCUCCUUCUCCGUCAUGAUCACCACCUCCGAUUAUCGCUCGGCCACCGCUUUUUGUUGCUUGGUUCUUGCGGUUAGCUUGCAAAGCCUGUGGAGCUUGGCUCUUUUUUUCAUCGAUGCUUAUGCUCUUCUUGUCAAAAGAAGCCUUCGGAAUCACUUGAUUGUUCAAUGUUUCACUGUUGGAGAUGGAAUCACAUCCACACUUACAUUUGCAGCUGCAUCUGCGUCUGCUGGCAUAACUGUACUCAUCAACGAUUUUGAUAGAUGUAACGUCAACCACUGCACAAGGUUCGAGACCGCCGUAGCAAUGGCCUUCAUCAGCUGGUUUGCGGUGUCUCCUUCCUUUAUUCUCAACUUCUGGUCCUUGGCAAGCUUCUAAUUAGCAUACAAAGAUAAAGUUCAGAGGAAUCUAAUCUAGUUAUCUAUCUUUCCUAGUAUAAUGUAAAUAAAGGGUGGAGUAUAACUAUCCUUCGAAUCUCAAUCAGCCAAUGUUUUGAAGCAUAUAUUAUUACAUUGAGGAAA
Molecule: messenger RNA, 775 nt
Organism: Brassica oleracea var. oleracea
Lineage: Eukaryota; Viridiplantae; Streptophyta; Magnoliopsida; Brassicales; Brassicaceae
Product: CASP-like protein 5A1
Exons: 3
Coding region: 96-632 (178 amino acids)
Cellular component (GO): membrane
Source: RefSeq, a predicted model, not a curated record